This is a messenger RNA of Pogona vitticeps (central bearded dragon), 508 nucleotides long. The record is from RefSeq and is a predicted model, not a curated record. Lineage: Eukaryota; Metazoa; Chordata; Lepidosauria; Squamata; Agamidae.
UUGCUACGCUAGUGCUGUUGACAGCCUAUCCCAGACAGCUGGGUGAAGUGCCUUCACAACACAAACAGGCAUACAAGAAGAAGGGACCACUUGUCUACCAAGAGAGAAGAGACAGGCGAUGCAGACCUACCUGGAGCUAAGCAACAAGGCAAAAAUGCCCAUUUUGGGACUAGGAACAUGGCAGUCCCCUUUAGGGAAAGUCAAAGAUGCAGUCCAGCUCGCAAUUGACAUUGGGUACCGUCAUUUUGACUGUGCCCAUGUCUACCAGAAUGAAGAGGAGAUUGGUGAUGCAAUCCAGGAGAAGAUACAGGAUCAGACAGUGUCACGAGAGGAUCUUUUUGUUGUCAGUAAGCUUUGGAGCACAUUUCAUGAGAAAUCCAUGGUGAGAGGAGCAUGUCAAAGAACUCUUGAAUCUCUGAAGCUAGAUUAUCUAGAUCUCUACCUCAUGCACUGGCCCAUGGGAUUCAAGUGUUGGAGCACUGAUCACCUCUUGAGUGGUCGUAACUGA